Psilocybe cubensis is the source of this 2592-nucleotide messenger RNA. RefSeq lists its product as uncharacterized. The record is from RefSeq and is a predicted model, not a curated record. Gene Ontology annotation, biological process: regulation of transcription by RNA polymerase II. Gene Ontology annotation, cellular component: Rpd3S complex. The transcript is spliced from 13 exons. NCBI's taxonomy places the organism in Eukaryota, Fungi, Basidiomycota, Agaricomycetes, Agaricales, Agrocybaceae. The coding region runs from base 1 to 2592 and encodes 863 amino acids.
AUGGCUACGACGGCGAGCUUGCCACCUUAUUUGCUGCCAGGUGUCGCCGUGCAUCAGCCACCUCAUCUUGAGGGUGAUGCAAGUUUUGCUACUGAAAUUCUGCCAGGGCCUCCGUCUUCAGCUUCUUUGCAGCAGAGCUCUUUAAAGCGCGAUCCUAAGAAACCCUCCAUUACUUAUUCCUAUCUUCCACCAUCGGAUCCUGGAUCCACGUAUUCUGGGCUUUCGCAUGGGACUUUAAUUGGACAGGGUGACCUUGACGGGCCCCGCUCCAAGCGAUCCAGAAUCGACAAAGGUGCAACGGGUCGUGCACAACGAGCGUCAGCUCGUAAUCAAGCCGGCAACUCAACGGCGCCUGCAAUGGAGUCUUCAACUUCCACGGACCUUGGGACGAACUCUAUCGCCCAGCCCAUUAUCAUCGACUCAGAUUCGGUAAAUGGGGGACUAGAUAAAGAGCCGUCGCUCUCUCGGUCAAAUUCAUCCGUCAAUUUAGUCGACCCUCCCCCUCCUCCCCCUCCAGCAAUGCGUGGCAGACCCAAGAAAAAAGACAAGGGGAAGGCAAAGGAGACGGACACACCUCCUCUUCAUGUAAAGGAAGAACCAAAACCAUUCUCUCUUCUCACCCCAGAACCACCAAGCAACCUUCUCAAUAACGAAGACCAUUGCUCCUCCUGCCGUUCCUAUGGGUCUCUCGUAUAUUGCGAUGGAUGUCCCAGAGCGUUUCACUUCUGGUGCCUGGAUCCUCCUAUGGAAAACGUUGAUGAUGAUGGGGAGGCUCGGUGGUUCUGUUCCACGUGUGUGGCUCGCAAGAAUCCUCCUCGAAAGCCACCCCCAUCGUUGCUAUCAGCUGCCAUACAUCAACUACAGACAUCAAAUCCUGUCGAAUUUCAACUGCCUGAAGAUAUCAGGACAUACUUCAAAGACGUUGGUUCUGGGCCAAAGGGAAACUAUGUUGAUACAUCAGAAAUCAAACCACCUCGCCUAAAUCGUCUUGGUCAGUUGGAAGAGCGGGACCCAUACCGCCUCCGGGAUAGAAAUGGAGGUCCAGUGCUUUGUUUUCAAUGCGGGUUUUCUGCUCUUCCCACAAAACUUACUACGGAUGCGCCGCCGGCAAAGCGACCUCGAAGAGCGACAUCCAGAGGUAACCCCCCAGACGCGUGGAAAAGUAUCGUCUCCUGUGACUACUGCAAUCUUCAUUGGCAUAUGGAUUGCCUUGAUCCCCCGCUCUUGACUUUGCCUCCUUUAAAUAAGAAGUGGAUGUGUCCAAACCAUGCUGAACGGGUUAUGCCACAUAAGCGACGCAUACCAAAACAACAUGCACCUCCUAUAGAAAUCACCAGGCCGCGUCAAUUUAAUAAUGGAAACAUCGAAGUUAUACAUCCAGAGUAUUCUUCGGCCCCACCCAAACCCAACGUCAACGUAGAUGAGGUACUUAUCAAUGGGCGUCGAUAUCGGGUUCCUGAGAGGGUCAUUGUUCUCGAUUUUUGGAACAAACUCAACAAGCACAAUGAGCAUUCCAACAAGGAAGUGGACACGGUUUCUGGGAUGUCAUCUCCUCUCACAUCUCUGAGCUCUCUCGACGAUUCGGAUGACCAUUUGAUGUCUCCCAAUGGCCAGGCUACAUCCGAGGUAGAUGAAUCUUUCGCGGCGAAGGUGCUGUGUGAUCUGUCUGUGGCCAGACGAUUCAAUCAUUCCCACACUCGUGGCACGACUGUUCCGGCAAAAAAAGUGAUUGAUUGCGCUAUCCAGACGGACACCGAUCCACCGAAACUUCCUGUAGUGCAUCCCCUUCCAACAGAGCCUGUUAAAAAGAGUGCCGUCAAACCUCCUGCCACGAAUCGUUCUGCUGAUGCUACAACUACCACCAAUGUCAAGAUAUCUGCUUUGAGAAGACGGCGUGCAUCCCACACAAACCCUCCAGAAGCAAGCACGCGAGAAUUAAGAUCGAGAAGCCGAAAUAACGUCGAUACACCUCUCACCACUGUUUCUUCACGGAGCUCUGUUAAGCAUGCGGAAGACUCGAAUAACGGUGCAGCGGCCACCACCUCGAAGACGAAACCUAUCAAGGUCAAGUUGGAAGAAGAAGAACCAGUUUCCCUGAUGAAACCUCCUCUCUUUGACUUUCUUGCGACAUCGUCAAAUGACGUUCAGAAGACACAGCGGGUAGUUCGUACCCCGCGUCAAAUAAAAGCGAAAGAAGUCGACGCUACAAUCAAGGACACAAAAGAAAAAAGAGGAAGAAAACGGAAAGUACGAGACGACGAGUUGCCCAUUGGUGUUGCUAUGGAGAAUGGGGUUGAAGUUAAUGGGACGAAGGAAGUUGGAAAAGGUGGUAAAGAAGACAAACAGGAGAAAACCGAAAAGGCCGAGAAAGAUUCGCGGAAAAUGAUCAAGACACCAGUUCGCCAUGGUCAACUCCAUCCAGCCAACCAUGUCACUACGACACCUACUUCAUCUUCAGCCCAACCGCACUCGCCUGCUCUUUCAAUAACACCCUCCUUGAAAAUUCGUCUCCCACGUCUCAGCAACUUGAAUUUGCCAAACAACCCUGUAAACAUGUCUAGUACGCACUUAGACACGCCGACAAGACGAUAA